AUGCACACCCUUUUUGACAGCGAUGAUGAGGUGCAGGGGGCGGUGCCGACAAAUCCGGAACGGCGGGAGCGGGGAGGCGGAUGGCAGCCACCCCCGAGCCCUUGGGGCACAGACCCACUGGGCGCGAAGAAAAAUCUGCGGGGCAGGGAUGGGGUAGCGAAUGAGGGUGAAAAGGUGCAGACAGGGGCCUCUCAGCCGAGGCAAAAGCAGGCGCAUGCAAGUCUUCCAACAACAUCUGUGUUCUCGGUGGAAACGCACCCCGUCACGGCGCCGUUUUAUAAUCCAACAUCUGUGGUGGAUGCCGUGCCACAGCCACCGCAACAGGCGGAGACCGUGACGCAGCAAUUACCUCUGCAGCCACCAUGUUUACCGCCCACAUCUCAAGUUGUUGUGGAUGCAGGAGGGAGAUUGCCUGAGAUGCCUGAGAUAAGUUUUUCUUUAUCACCGCUGCGCGUGAGAUCCCCGGGCAACCCUCCAGAGGUGAAAUAUAUGCCCUGUCCAAAGUGCGGGAGUAAGAAGGACCACUUAAAAACAAGCGAUGAUACUGUAGUCUGGGAUGCAUUCCUGGAGUUGAGGAGGAAAACCGAAGAGUCCGUCUCUCGCAUGUCAUCCUUUUACGAUCAGGUGGUGAAGCUUCAACUCACACACGAGCAGGAGGCGGCGUCGUAUCGCGAUGCCUCCGAGACUAUGAUUAACCAACAGCGUAAAGCUUUGGAUGCGCUUUCAUUCGAAUAUAAAGACCUCCAAUCUACCAACGAAAAUGUUAAAGGUCUGCUUGCAAAAAAGUCUCAACAGCUCAUAGAAUUUGAGAAUGCGAAUUACAGUCUUAGCAUGCGGCUUCGAGAGGCUGAGCAGCGAGUUGCGCAUGUGAACGACCGCGCGACGGUAGCGGAGACAGGUCGAAUGAUGGCAGAAAUACGUAUCAAGGAGCUUGAAGCCUCUUUGGAGCAUGCCACAGAGAUGGUGAGGGAUCUUCGACGGCGGAUAAGUGAGUCCAAUCGGGAACAGGAAUGCGCCUUGCAGGAGCAAUAUACAGUCUUUGAGGAAAAUCGAAGGGAUAUCAUCCACUACUAUGACGAGCGUGAGAAGGACAUAUUGCGGGGGUUCAAAGAAGCAGUAACGAAUAUUCAGCAGGUGAUGAUCAAAAAAAUGAAGGAGCGUGAGGAACAGCUGUCAAAAUUCUGGCAGGGCGUAAUGGAAUUUGAGCACCAGCAACAGAAUGAAGUUCUGAAACAGAUGAAAUUAUUGAAGGAAAAGGAGGAAAAAGAUAACCAGGAAAAUGUUUUACGCAUCGAACAGGACAAGGAACGAUGGUUUGAUCAAUGUCGAAAUGAGAUGAAUCUGUUGGAGCAGCGGCACAAUGAGCGGGAGCAGCAUCUUUUGAUGGAUAUUGCUCGGAGAGAAAGAGAACUUGGAGAACGCGAGCAGAGGAUGCGUCUGCAGCAUGCGCAAGAAGAACAAGAAGCAAAAGUAGCGUUGGCAUCAAAAGAGGUAGAACUUAAGACCUAUUAUCAGAAACUUACGGAAGACAUGCGUGUUUCCUUUGAUAGGGAGCGGGAGAAGUUAACUGCUUCGUUUCGUGAACAGAUUCAGGAACUGUCGCAUCUGCACAUGAAUAAUGAGAGAGAACUGGAGCGGAUGCAUCGGGACAAGGAGCGAGAGAUGGCGCAACGCUAUCGCAUAGCGGGAUACGAGAUGGACGACCGCAAGGGAGAAGUAAAUCUCCGCGGGGCAUCUCUUCAAGCGCAAUCGGCGCUCUUUUCAAAGUUUGAUGCAAUUGAAGCGCGUCAGCGUGAACGUGCCGAGAAGGCGCGAGCUGCUUUUCAAGCCUCCGCUCCUACGAAUGCUUCACAUUCAACUUAUGAGAAGGAUAAGGAGUGA
This is a messenger RNA of Trypanosoma cruzi, 1881 nucleotides long. RefSeq lists its product as uncharacterized. NCBI's taxonomy places the organism in Eukaryota, Euglenozoa, Kinetoplastea, Trypanosomatida, Trypanosomatidae. Bases 1 to 1881 code for a protein of 626 amino acids. The record is from RefSeq and is a predicted model, not a curated record. The transcript has a single exon.